GCACUUUCCAAGGUUGAUACAUGUAUAAAAACAAUUCUUUAUUUCUGAGUAUUGUUUCCAAAUUUAGUAAACAGUAAAUGAGACCGAAGGAAACAGAAAUAAUGGCAGAAACAGAGGAAGCUUACAUCUAAUUCACAGCUAAAGUUAUCACCGCCGCCCCUGCUCAUAAAUAGGGCAUCGGAAACCAUAGAAAACCGGGGGAAUCGCGUUGGGGGAAGGCCCGCAAGAAUGUCAUUAUGGGUAUCACCACUACGCGCUGGGCAAGGCCAUAUUUGGCGGCAUCAUGGACGUCUAGGUGCUUCAAUUCAACUGUAAAAGCUCCAUGUGUAAUGGCAGGCAUUGGCAGAAUCAGUAGACAAUGGCAGCUUUCAGUCAAGUGGAAUUACGGGUGGACACAGAAACCUCCUACAGAUUCCCAACUUUACGCCGAUAAUUGUGAGCCGGUCGCGAGAUCGAAUCACAACGAGCCUUGGUUUGUGCUUUUGAGUAUUUAAGUCAAUGUUCGGUUAUGAUGCCCGAGGCCAUUGCAUGGCAAUUCGCAGGGGUUCGAAAUCCGAACGUAAUGCUACCGAUUGGAGCUGCAAUUUCCAUGCAUUUGCUCUAUAAACCCUAAAUCCUUUCUCAUUGUGUGAAAUUCUCUGUCUCUUGAUUUGCAUGAGUCACAAAAAUACUAGAAAGCCUUGUUUCUGUAAUGUGCAAUGAGGACGAGAAGCUCCAACGCGCAGAAAGUUGACUCAAGAAGAAGUGAAAGGCUUAAAAUUAUCACAGACGAAAAUAUACAACAGUCGGAAAGGAAGCGUCGCACAGAGACUGUGAAAAGUAAGUUUAAAGGUAAUAAUGUGAAUGUAAAUGACAGUCAACAGGUGAAGAAGCGUCCGAAGAGGGCAGUUAAUUCGAAUUUUAUCGGAGUCGCCAUUGAUAUGGUGGAUGCGAUGCGAAGAUGGCCUCAUCGUUACGAGCUCGAUAACUUUAAGGGAAAGUGUACAAGGCCUAUGAACCAGACUGAUGAUGGAAUUUCAAGAGAAAGAGGAAAGGAAGAUAAAGUGGUUGCUGAAUGCAUCGCUCACUAUACAAUGGCAGAUGUGGACGGAAUUAUUUAUGAACUUGGAGAUUGUGUUCAUCUUAAUUCUGACAGUGGGCCUGAUUAUAUUGGGCGAAUACUCGAGUUUUUUCAAACUAACAAUCAACAAUGUUGGUUUUCUGCUCAGUGGUUUUAUUAUCUUAAUGAUACGGCUAUUGGGAAACAUGAAGCAAAAGGUCAUGACAAGAGACGUGUAUUCUUGUCAACAAUGAAGGAUGAUAACUUCUUGGAGUGCAUCACUGCCAAAUUAAAGGUGAUCCAUGUACCUGCCUUGACAAGGUUCAUAUGUAAACAUGAGUCAAUACCUCCUUGCAACUACUACUACGACAUGGGCUAUGAUUAUGCAUUUUCAACAUUCAAGAGUCUUCUUGAUGAUACUGAACCGGCCAGUAGUGACUCAACAUCAACAACAUCUAUCAAUAAUGGUCCAAACCUCUUAAUCGAUAAAGUUUCAGAUAUAAGUUCAGGGAAGGGUAGAAGUGUAGUCGUUAACUCAGAGUUGAGUCUACUUGAUCUAUACUGUGGUUGUGGUGCGAUGUCAACAGGAUUGUGUAUGGGCACAAACUUAUCUGGUGUGAAACUUAUAACGAGAUGGGCAGUCGACCUAAAUUCUUAUGCUUGUGAGAGCAUGAAAUACAACCACCCAGAAACUAAGGUCCGCAAUGAAAUGGCUGAGGAUUUUCUACAUCUAGUAAAAGAAUGGAAAAAACUAUGUGAGAAAUACAUUGACUCUAGAGAUUACAAGAAGUCGGCAACUACCGAAAUUGACAAACAUAAUAGUUGCAGUUACAAAAAGAGUGAGGAUGAUUCACAUGUUGAUGAAGAAUUUGAAGUGGAAAAAAUCAUGGAUAUACGAUAUGUGGAUUCAUCUUUGUCUAAAUUAAGUGGAAUUCAAUUCAAGGUUCGUUGGAAAGGUUAUGGAGAGGAUGAAGAUACAUGGGAGCCCUAUGAAAGCCUGAUGAAAUGUGAAGAGUGCGUGAAAGAUUUUGUGACCCUGGGAAUAAGAAAGAGAAUACUCCCUCUCCCUGGUGAUGUUGAUGUUAUAUGUGGAGGACCACCGUGUCAAGGAGCAACUGGGUUAAAUCGUUUUCGCAAUGUGGCAGCUCCACUUGAUGAUCCACAGAAUUACCAGAUUGUUGUAUUCAUGGACAUAGUUGAUUUUUUGAGGCCACGAUUUGUACUGAUGGAAAAUGUUGUAGAUAUAUUGAAGUUUGCAGGAGGAAUUUUAGGAAGAUAUGCUCUUAACCGACUAGUAAAGAUGCAUUAUCAGGCUAGACUAGGCAUGAUGGUAGCUGGUUGCUAUGGCAUACCACAAUUUCGUAUGCGUGUGUUUUUAUGGGGGGCUUCUCCAUUAGAGAUUCUUCCACCAUAUCCUUUGCCAACACACGAUGUUGUCAUCAAAGGCAGUUUUCCUGUUAGCUGGGAGCACAAUGCUGUCGCAUAUGAUGAAAUAGACAAGCCGCAACUGCGUGAAGCAUUAGUUCUUGCUGAUGCUAUAUCAGACCUGCCACCUGUCAAAAAUUCUGAAGACAGGGAUUGGAUGCCAUAUAAUAGGUCAUGCCACUCAGAUUUUCAAUAUCUUGUGAGAUUGCCAAAGGAAGCCUUCAAUGGAGGAAAUUCUUCAGGUUCAAAACGUUCAAGAAACAAACUCUUUGACCAUCGCCCAUACAUGCUGAAUGAAGAUGAUUUUGAACGCACUUGUAAAAUCCCAAAACAAAAGGGCGCCAAUUUCAGAGACCUUGAAGGUGUGAUUGUUCGUUCUGAUAAUAGUGUUGAAUUAGACUUGGAGAAUCGAGUUUUGCUUGCUUCAGGAAAGCCUUUGGUUCCUGAUUAUGCUGUUAGCCUACUUCAAGGACAUUCAUUAAGGCCCUUCGGAAGGAUUUGGUGGGAUGAAAUCGUGAGCACGGUUGUGACAAGUCCAGAACCUCACUGUCAGACAAUAUUACAUCCAGAGCAGGACCGAGUUCUCACAAUUCGGGAAGUUGCACGGAUACAAGGUUUUCCUGAUUACUACAGGCUUUUUGGUCCUGUCAAACAAAGGUACACGCAAGUUGGAAAUGCAGUGGCUAUACCUGUGGCUAAAGCAUUAGGUUAUGUGCUGGGGCUUGCCAUUCAGAGAAAAUCUAGCAGUUCUCACAUGGUUGAGCUUCCGUCAGAUUUCUCUACCACAUCAAUAGCUCCUUCUAAGGAAAACGGGUGAACCACUUUGGACGUCCAAUAUCAAUUUUGAAUUUUACAUUGUGUUGAACUAUCAAUCCGAAAUGUGGUUGGGCUAAAUACUUUAACUGUUACAGCUAUUUUAUAUAUGCCAAAUUUGAUAGGUUUUCCUCUGCAUGCACUAUAGCAUAAGCAUAUUAGUAUAAGGUAAAAAAAUUAUAAAUGGAAUUUCGGAAGGUGAGAGAGAUAAAAGAACUUCUGAACAUAAACUAUGUUUUUCCUUCUCAAGAAGUUGUUCAUCAAUAUCUAAGUUAUGAAUUAUGUUGGGUGUGCA
Cryptomeria japonica (Japanese cedar) is the source of this 3572-nucleotide messenger RNA. RefSeq names its product DNA (cytosine-5)-methyltransferase CMT1. Gene Ontology annotation, cellular component: nucleus. NCBI's taxonomy places the organism in Eukaryota, Viridiplantae, Streptophyta, Pinopsida, Cupressales, Cupressaceae. Gene Ontology annotation, molecular function: chromatin binding; methyltransferase activity. The transcript has 22 exons. The coding region runs from base 699 to 3281 and encodes 860 amino acids. The record is from RefSeq and is a predicted model, not a curated record.